This is a messenger RNA of Penicillium diatomitis, 243 nucleotides long. RefSeq lists its product as uncharacterized. The record is from RefSeq and is a predicted model, not a curated record. The transcript is spliced from 2 exons. Bases 1 to 243 code for a protein of 80 amino acids. NCBI's taxonomy places the organism in Eukaryota, Fungi, Ascomycota, Eurotiomycetes, Eurotiales, Aspergillaceae.
AUGGCUGCUCGGGAUCGCGAGGUUGACCCCCUGGCCGUUCAUGCCAUAUGUUUGAAACGUGGGACAAUUGAUUCCAUCGCAGAUGAGAUCUACAAACUCGCAGACUGGCUCGAGAAAGUGUUCGAUGUCACCGUUCCCUUGGUGAUGGUCUACCUAUAUCUCUUUUCACGGCGAUUCCUCACUGGCCGACUAAAACGAAGACAAGGUCCGAUCUUUGACGUGAUGUUGGGCGUGCUGGUUUGA